Molecule: messenger RNA, 3493 nt
Organism: Papaver somniferum (opium poppy)
Lineage: Eukaryota; Viridiplantae; Streptophyta; Magnoliopsida; Ranunculales; Papaveraceae
Product: protein NLP6-like
Exons: 5
Coding region: 229-3288 (1019 amino acids)
Molecular function (GO): protein binding; DNA-binding transcription factor activity
Source: RefSeq, a predicted model, not a curated record
AUUUGUUUUCCACUGAAAGUUUUUUUAAGUGUUUUCUAAUGCAAGUAGUAGUAAAAUACAACUUACACAAAUAGAUUCUAUCAAUGUGAAGAAUUGGAAUCACAACCAGUCUUUGCCAGUCUGCCAUUACCAUCUCAAAUCCCCCCCUCCUCUCUCUUUCUCUCCACAUAGUUACAGAAAAAGACCAGACCAGACCAGACAGAGAAGAAGAAGAAGAAGAAGAAGAUAAUGUCUUGUUCUUCAUCACCAGAAGAAGAAGAAGACAUUAACUCAAGAAAUUUCUUCUCAAAAUCUCUAAACAUGGAGAGCAGCAAUAGUAGAUAUCCAUUCAUGGAUCUUGAUUCAGUUGACCUUGAUUCAUCUUCAUGGUCUUCUUUUGAUAUGUUUCCAUUAAUCUCAAAUUCAUUCAUUUCAAAUCCAUUCAUGGGAAAUCAUCAUCCAUCUACUUCUUCAUCUCAAUUUCUUCUUUCUCUAAAUACUUCACUUUCUCCUCCUCAUCAUAAUCCUGUCAAUCCAGGUUUAUCAAUUGAAACACCUUCUUCUCCUCUAUGGGUUUUCACAGAUUUUGAGGACAAAUCUGGUGGUGGUGGUGAUGGUUGUGGUGGGUUUCUUCCUAACUCCUCUAAUGGUGGUUUUCAACUCACAAAUCGGCCUAAAUUGCUAUCCAGUAAUACCGAUUCAAUGAUGGAAAAACAUCUUGGGCAACUUGGUGGGGAGGAGGGGAAAAAGAAGCUGUUUUCGACGGAGGGACCAGAUGAAUCUUGUGUCAUGAAAGAAAGGAUGAUGCAAGCACUUAGGUACUUCAAGGAAUCAAUGGAGACCCAGCAAGUUUUGGCACAGGUUUGGGCUCCGGUUAAAAAAGGUGAUCGAUAUGUUCUUACGACUUCUGGACAACCAUUUGUACUUGAUGCGCAUAAUAAUGGGCUUCUGCAGUAUAGAACGGUGUCUUUGAUGUAUAUAUUUUCUCUUGAUGGAGAGAGUGAUCGAGAUUUGGGGCUUCCAGGUCGUGUGUUUCGGCAGAAGUUGCCGGAAUGGACUCCAAAUGUUCAAUAUUAUAGCGACAAAGAGUAUCAGCGACUUAAUCAUGCUUUGAGUUAUAAUGUUCGUGGAACAUUGGCUUUGCCGGUCUUUGAAACUUCUGGAAAGUCUUGUAUUGGUGUUAUUGAGCUAAUAACGACAUCCCAUAAGGUGAAUUAUGCACCUGAAGUUGAUAAAGUUUGCAAAGCUCUUGAGGCAGUAAAUCUUAAAACCUCCGAGAUAAUGGAUUCUCCUAGUGUUCAAAUAUGUAACGAAGGUCGUCAAAAUGCACUGGCUGAAAUCUUGGAAAUAUUGACAGUGGUGUGUGAAACCCACAAAUUGCCUAUGGCUCAGACCUGGAUUCCGUGCAGGCAUAGGAGCAUUAUCGCACAUGGUGGUGGUGUUCAGAAGAGUUGCACGAGUUUUGACGGCAGCUGCAUGGGACAAAUCUGUAUGUCUACCACUGAUGUAGCCUUCUACGUCAUUGAUCCUCACAUGUGGGGUUUCCGGGAUGCUUGUUCUGAACAUCAUUUACAGAACGGACAGGGGGUCGCAGGAAGGGCAUUUUUGUCUCUUGGUUCAUGUUUCUCCAGAGAUAUCACCAAGUUCAGUAAAACAAAUUAUCCCCUCGUUCACUAUGCUCGCAUGUUUGAUUUACGUAGCAGCUUCGCAAUUUGUUUGCGGAGUGCUUACACAGGGACAGAUGAUUAUAUCCUAGAGUUCUUUCUACCUCCUACCAUCGUCGAGACCAACCAGCAACAGGCUUUUCUUACCUCUCUCUUUGCCACAAUGAAGCAGCAUUUCCGAAAUUUGAAGGUUGCAUCUGGGAAAGAUUUGGAAGAAGAGGAGAGAUCCAUUGAAAUUAUCGAAGCAUCUGUAGAACAUAAAUGUGACCCGAAACUUGAAAUAUCCCCCGUGACUAAAUUUCCGCCGAUGCAAAAUGGAUUGAUGAAUAAGGCAGGAGGUGUUAAUCAGUCAGAUUUGUUGGAAAAGCGGUUCCCGGUGGAAAAUGAUGCUAAAAGGAAGGUGGAAUAUCUAAAUACCGUUGAUGUGAAUCACGGUUCCCAUUCUCUUUCUGGCAAUCAAGAAGUUAAAAAAACAACAGAGAGAAGGCGGGGCAAAACUGAGAAGUGUAUUAGUCUAAAUGUUCUUCAACAAUAUUUUUCUGGCAGUCUUAAGGAUGCCGCAAAGAGUCUUGGGGUUUGCCCAACCACCAUGAAACGUAUCUGCAGACAGCACGGUAUCUCUAGGUGGCCAUCACGAAAGAUCAACAAAGUUAAUCGCUCCCUCUCAAAGAUCAAGCGUGUGAUUGAAUCUGUGCACGGUGGUGAAGGAGCAUUCGAUCUGACUUCUCUCACAUCAAGCCCAUUACCUGCUCCAGUUAGUUCUCCUUCCUGGCAUAGUGACCGCAAAGAACAAUUCCCAGGUUCCAAGCCUCCUAUAGAAUCACCUAGAAGAAUGACCCCAGGAAAUGAGGAACAUUGCGAUACGAAGAACAUUAUCGAACCUCGCAAGGGUGCAAAGAGAUCAAAAACAGGGAGCAGUUCAACAGAUGACAGUGCAGGUACUCCUACUUCUCAUUUGUCAUGCCAAGGUAGCCCUGCCAACAAUAAUGAAGUCACACCGUCAAAGGAUCUAUUUGUUUCGUCUAUUCAGGAACUUGGUCAAGAAACCCGUAACUCCUUCGGUUUGCCGUUUCAACCAUUCCGAGAAAUAAACUUAUGUGCUGCCUACUCGACUCAUGAUGCUCGUAUGGUGACAGAAUUGCAACCGGCCCCGAGUGGAUUGCUAACCAAGGACUCGGGAAGUUCUGCAGAUUUGAGAAACCUCUCCAACUUGGCACUAGAAAGUUUUCCCGAUGAAAAAUUCUUGAAGUCUACCUGGACGAAUCCAAUCUGUGUUACUAAUCAUUCUUCUCCUCCAGACAUGACGAAUCCUGCUCAGAUAAUUCACAGCAUCAGAACAAAACAAGAUGUUAGGACCGUGAGUGUGAAAGUCAGUUUUAAAGAAGCCAUCAUCAGAUUUCGAGUCUCUCUAAUGUCUGGACUGACAGAGUUGAAAGAAGAAAUUGCCAAGAGGCUACGCUUAGAAGUGGGUACGUUCGAAGUCAAGUAUCUAGACGAUGACCAUGAAUGGGUUUUACUAUCUUGUGAUGCUGAUUUACUAGAGUGUUUUGAUAUAUCAAAGUUAUCUGGCGGACAUGUUAUCAGAUUGUUGGUUCAUGAUGCAAUGGGCAACUUCGAGAGCUCCUGCGAGAGCUCAGGAGAUUAAACUCAACCAAGAAGAAGAAGCUUAUUGUAGAUUGUAAAUCAGGUAAAAAAAAUUUGUAGUAUUUUUACUCAUGUAAGUUACUGGACAGGUGAAACUGUAGAUUUAGGCUUUGUAAUCCUGUCUCAGUGGUUAUAACUAUUCUUUCAAACUCCUCUCCUAUAAAUUUUGCAUGCUUGUCUUUUUUGUCACAUAAUUUGUGGUGAAA